AUGAGCGAAGAAGCCCUGGAGUCUGGCGGACAUGGUGCCAUCAAAGCUGUGGAGGAGGCAGGGUUCAGUCCGGAACUCAAGGCGCAGUUGGAGCAGAGAAUUGCUGCCGCGAAUCUCAGAUCGUCUGAAGCAGAAUUGCCCACGUCUGCCUCUCGCCACACGCGCGACCUUGCCACAGCCGACGUAUGGACUGGCACCGAGUCUAUCCACGAUGCCAGCUUGCGUAUGCUCAACGACGCCCACAAACCUAUGCGAAUGGGUCGCCCACCGAAAAUACCUGGUGUACAACCACCACAAUCAAUCGAUACCGGUCACAGACGUAGUAAGGAGGGCCGUGGCUUGCGAUUGGCGAAUGCACGCGACAGGAGCUCUGUGUAUGCGACAUUGGUGGAAAAUGGGGAUAUUGAUGCUGCAGAACGUGAGAGGCGGCUUCAAGAGCUCAAAGAACGAUUCGAGCCUGGUGCGCGUGCCAUUGUUCCUGGAACCAUACAAGGACUUGCAUCGCUUGCGAAUAAGAGAAUCGAAGAUGCAAUCGCUCGUGGACAGUUCAAAAAUAUUCCUCGUGGGAGAAAUGCCAACGUGGAACGAGAUUACAACGCUUCAAGUCCAUUCAUCGAUACAACCGAGUACUUGAUGAAUAAGAUUAUCCAAAAGCAAGAGAUCGUGCCGCCUUGGAUCGAGAAACAACAGGAACUCACAUCAGCAGUGAGUAAAUUUAGAACUCGCUUACGUGCAGACUGGAAGAGACACGCGGCACGUAUGAUAGCUAGCAAAGGCGGCUCGCUGGUAGAACAAGUCAAGAGAGCCGAGGCAUACGCCAAAGCGGAACUUAUGGUGAAUCCGUUAAAGAAGAAGCGGGUAACUCUUACAACAACCAAUGAAGGUGGACACAUGUCACAGAUUUUUCUGUCAGGGGAAUUGAAAGUAUCUCCGCCAGCUGAAGGAUCCAACGGCGGACCAGUGGUUACAGAAGAGGUGGUAGCUGAGGUAGUCACGCUUGAUGCUUCCCCAGAAGCCGUGGCGCAGAAUCGUUCUGUGGGUUCAGUCGAAGAGAUCUCUACGCAAACCAUGGAGGUGCCAGUCCAAACCCCUGAAGCUUCAGUACCUCCAGCACCGUAUCCCUUCCGCGACCCGGAUUGGGAGCGGAUCGAAGGCAGCUACCUGGCUGUUGCAAUCAAGGAUCUCAACGACAAGGCACGAAGCUACAACUUGCAAGCACCGGAGCUAGCUAAAAGGCCCUACUUCAAUCUUCAACGCGAGCUGAACUCGUGCUUUGCCGAUGUUGCACCUCAGCUCGCUGCAGCCAUCAUUGAGCGCACACGCAGACCACCCAAGAAGGCAGAAACUGGAUACACCUCUGGCCAAAAGAGCGUUCUCGAUAACAUCAUUGGUGGGCCUGUCCGAGUACGAGAUGAGCGGCGCGAGAAGCAGUAUGGCUUCAAGCAGUUUUGGAGAGACCUCUGGGCUGACAAGUCGAGCAACCCGUACUAA
Messenger RNA from Exserohilum turcica Et28A, 1491 nucleotides. RefSeq lists its product as uncharacterized. Bases 1 to 1491 code for a protein of 496 amino acids. The record is from RefSeq and is a predicted model, not a curated record. The transcript has a single exon. Lineage: Eukaryota; Fungi; Ascomycota; Dothideomycetes; Pleosporales; Pleosporaceae.